Molecule: messenger RNA, 1665 nt
Organism: Sordaria macrospora k-hell
Lineage: Eukaryota; Fungi; Ascomycota; Sordariomycetes; Sordariales; Sordariaceae
Biological process (GO): negative regulation of transcription by RNA polymerase II; positive regulation of transcription by RNA polymerase II
Molecular function (GO): DNA-binding transcription factor activity, RNA polymerase II-specific; RNA polymerase II cis-regulatory region sequence-specific DNA binding; zinc ion binding
Source: RefSeq, a predicted model, not a curated record
AUGACCGAAAACAACGAGCCUUCGAAGCGCGAGUCAACCGGACCGGUUGACGAGGCGCCCUCCAAGUCCGAAUCCGGGCCCUCGCCGAAUUCAAAGCAAGCGGGGCAUGCUGCACAGAGUCCAUCUGCUCGCAAGAAGUCUCCAAAAACUCUACACUCCCGACCUGCACAACCUUCAACCGAGACCGUAGGAGUGGUAAAUGUUGCAACGUUGGGACUUGUGCCUUCUGUUCAGGGCCACGCAGGUCAAGUCUGCAGCAAUUGUGGCACAACACAUACUCCUCUUUGGCGAAGAUCACCUCUGGGAGCCAUCAUUUGCAAUGCUUGCGGACUGUACCUGAAGGCGCGUAACGCGGCUCGCCCCGCCAACAUAAGGCGCCCUCCCAGUGUGAUGGCGAGUAAUGUCAGGCAGGCCCCGACCAAGUUGUCUCCUAAAGCAACUGCACCAUUACUACCGAGCAAUCCGGGGGCAACAUAUGUAGCCGCAGAUCAGACGCCGUCAGGCUCAUGUCCUGGAGGCGGAAGAUGCAACGGUACAGGUGGUGCGGAGGGGUGUGGUGGCUGCCCCGCAUACAACAACCGCGUCUCCAAGAGUGCCAGUCUCAACGUGCUGAAAUGUCAGGGCGCAGCAGCAGCGUCUUCGAAGAAACAUCACGCAGCAGAGGGCAGCGGGGAAGAACCGACCGAGGUGGAUAUCACCGCCUUACACGUUCAAUCGCAAAACACCACCGUUGUCAUUGCUUGCCAAAACUGCGGCACUACUAUUACUCCGCUCUGGCGAAGGGAUGAAGCCGGUCAUACCAUUUGCAAUGCAUGCGGUCUUUAUUACAAGUUGCACGGUGUGCAUCGACCGGUGACCAUGAAAAAGGCGAUAAUCAAACGGAGAAAACGUGUUAUCCCUGCCGCCGGAGGUGAGGGAGAGAAUGAGCCAAGCGAGGCCCCAGACUCACCAACACCGGCACCAGAACCUCCGAGGGAGAAGGGUACGGUUAACGAAGAUGGAUCCGUUAAUCUCGGAAUCCGUCGACGUCCAGUACGACCAUUGACCCUCGUGCCUGAGGAUGAAUUGCGACGGAACAGACAGGCAUCACCGCUGUCUUCAGCCCACGACUUGGGACAGUAUCACUCAUCUCAUAUAAAUCAACCACACCACGGAGCCCAUGAGUCUCUCACUUAUGAGAACCGGUUGGCCCCAAUUCACUCAUUGGCCCUCCCGGUUGAUCGACAGUCGUCCCUAUCACCAGCAUCAUUCCUGUCACCAUCAAGGAAGCGAUCGAUAUCCGCUGUGGAGAACGAACCUUCGUCUCACAAUGACAACGAAAGCCACAAGCGUUUGUCUUCCAUCAAAUCGAUCCUCAAUCCGGUACCGAGUUCUGAGAUGCACCGAGAGGUCUCGCCGGCAGACCAUUUCCGGAUGCAACAGCCCUCCCGGUCCCCAGCUAUGAGCAGCCUCACCCCAGCACCCAGUCCAGGGUCAUUCUCAAACAGCACAGUCAUCGGGACACCAACAUCAGCUCCGACUAUGCGGAGCGGUUCAAGGGAUCAUCUAAAUGAGGGCGAGCGCGUCAAGGCAGAGCGGAGGGCGGCGUUGGAGCGCGAGGCUGAAGUUAUGAGAGAGAUGCUGGCUGCAAAGGAAAGAGAGCUUGCUGAAUUGGGUUAUGACUGA